Cynara cardunculus var. scolymus (artichoke) is the source of this 1042-nucleotide messenger RNA. Its product is annotated as MADS-box protein SOC1-like. NCBI's taxonomy places the organism in Eukaryota, Viridiplantae, Streptophyta, Magnoliopsida, Asterales, Asteraceae. Gene Ontology annotation, cellular component: nucleus. Gene Ontology annotation, molecular function: DNA-binding transcription factor activity, RNA polymerase II-specific; protein dimerization activity; RNA polymerase II cis-regulatory region sequence-specific DNA binding. Gene Ontology annotation, biological process: positive regulation of transcription by RNA polymerase II. Bases 142 to 792 code for a protein of 216 amino acids. The transcript has 8 exons. The record is from RefSeq and is a predicted model, not a curated record.
CUCUCUCUCUCUCUCUCUCUCUCUCUCUCUCUCAUCCAUCAAAGAGAGACCAACCUUUUUCUGGGUUUUUGCCUCUUUAGUAAGGGUUUCUGAAUUAGGGUAUUUUGAAAGGUGAGUUUUUGAAGAAAAAGAUUAGUGAAGAUGGUGAGAGGGAAGACUCAGAUGAAGAGGAUAGAGAAUGCUACAAGUAGACAAGUGACCUUCUCCAAGAGGAGAAAUGGCUUAUUGAAAAAAGCUUUUGAGCUUUCUGUGCUUUGUGAUGCUGAAGUCUCUUUGAUCAUCUUCUCUCCAAGAGGAAAGCUUUAUGAAUUUGCAAGCUCAAGCAUGCAGGAGACUAUUGAACGAUAUAGAAGUCAUGCAAAAGAUGUUCAAACCGACAAUUCAUCGAGUGUAGAAGAUGUUCAGUAUUUGAAGCAUGAAACAGCUACUAUGGCAAAGAAGGUAGAACUCCUAGAAGUUGCAAAGAGGAAACUUUUGGGAGAAGGAUUAGGAACAAGCAGCAUUGAAGAGCUGGUUCAGAUAGAACAGCAGCUAGAAAGGAGUGCAUGCAUUGUUCGAGCCCGAAAGAUGCAAGUUUAUAAUGAACAGAUUCAGCAACUACAAGCAAAGGAGAAAAUGUUAGCAGCUGAAAAUGCAAUGCUUAAUGAAAAGUGCCUAGUCCAAACGGACCAGGUAACAGCAGAAAUAAGAGCGGAUUCACGGAUAAUAGAUAAUGGAGAGAACUCCGAUGUGGAAACAGAAUUGUUCAUCGGACCACCCGAGAGGAGAAUCAAGCAACGAUGGCUGAAGUAGUCGUAUGAUAUAUAUAUAUACACAUAUAUAUAUAUAUAAAUUUAUCAAGAUUACGUAUGUUACCGAUCUUAUCUACGUACGUUAGUUGAGAUGCGCGUGUUUUACGCAUACGGAAUGUUGUUUUGCAACAAAAUAUUCAUCCAAGGGAAGUCUAGAUAUCAAACCUAAUUAAGCUACUACUUCUGUGGUUAGAAAAUUAUUGUACAUGAGUUAAUGACCAUUUGAAUCCUAAGAAGACUGUUUCUGGUCA